Messenger RNA from Protobothrops mucrosquamatus (brown spotted pit viper), 451 nucleotides. Its product is annotated as ATP-binding cassette sub-family F member 2-like. The transcript is spliced from 3 exons. The record is from RefSeq and is a predicted model, not a curated record. Gene Ontology annotation, molecular function: ATP hydrolysis activity; ATP binding. Lineage: Eukaryota; Metazoa; Chordata; Lepidosauria; Squamata; Viperidae. The annotation marks the transcript as partial.
GGAAAUCCAUGCUGCUGUCGGCCAUCGGGAAGCGGGAGGUGCCCAUCCCGGAGCACAUUGACAUCCACCACCUGACCCGGGAGAUGUCGCCCAGCGAGAAGACGCCGCUGCAGUGCGUGAUGGAGGUGGACACGGAGCGGGCCAUGCUGGAGCGGGAGGCCGAGCGCCUGGCCCACGAGGACGCCGAAUGCGAGAAGCUGCUGGAGCUGUACGAGCGGCUGGAGGAGCUGGAUGCGGACAAGGCGGAGGCGCGGGCCUCCCGGAUCCUCCACGGCCUGGGCUUCACGCCCCUCAUGCAGAGGAAGAGCCUGAAGGACUUCAGCGGCGGCUGGCGGAUGCGGGUGGCGCUCGCCAGGGCGCUCUUCAUCCGGCCCUUCAUGCUGCUGCUGGACGAGCCCACCAACCACCUCGACCUGGACGCCUGCGUGUGGCUGGAGGAGGAGCUGAAAAC